AUGCCGCUUACCGAUGAUGAAAUUGCAGCUCUCACUCACGACAUAGCGGCCACAAACCACCCCCUUCCAGAGUUGCCUCCCCCCACACAUGUUGCUGGCGCGAGCACCUCCCCUGCUCGCACGCCCUCACCUAAGCCCUCUGAAAUCCAUGAUCAAGGCCCGGUAAGUCCCACCCAGUCAGAGGUGUCGGACACCAGUCGAGAGGUGCCAGAGUUACUCCAACGCGAAGCAAACACGUCCACAUGGGCAGCACGAAACCCAACGCGAGCCACCAUCCGUCCUCGGACACCGCCCCCUCGACUGACAGAUGCCCAGAAGGCGUCUCGAAAGAUCAAGAGAGACCAAACGACGGAGAAAAGGAAGCGCUUACAUAAUGCUGUCGCUGAAUACCUGGAGAAACAACGAGUGAAGAUCGAAGCGCUCUCGCGAGCUCAUAGUGUGACUCCCAAGGCAAUCAACGACAUCAUCGGGGGUCAGACACAUUAUCGCAAUUCUCGCAAGAUGCAGGUGAAAAACACCCUUGUUCACGCUAAGUCAAAGGAGAUGAAUGCAGGGUCUCGAUAUUCGUUGGCAGAGCUCCGCGAAAUGGUCGCAAGUGACCCCAAGAUGAAAGACUUGACGAGGGAACAAGAGGCCGCCUACAUUUCAGCACUCGACAAGCAUCGUGAAAAAAAAUCGGCUGGUGUUCGGUCGAACAAUAUAGCAGCUGCGCGUGAUGUUGUAGCUACGACGGAUAGGAUUGUCAAAGAGCUGGACGACCUGCGAGUUCGGACUGGCGUCUAUGCAACGUUAUUUGUCGUUCGCGGUCACAUUAACGACACAGUUCAAAGUGCGAUGCAUGGGACCGAUAACUCAGAAGACUUCUGGGAGGACGUAUACGAGCAUCCUAUGGCUGAUUUCCUCAGGCAAUAUGAGCAAUGGGCGUGCACCCAGAAUCAAAGUGCGCAUUUCACAUUUUUUGAGAUCUUGUUUUGUACGUGCUGUCCUCGAUUAACGUCGUUUGUAGUCGAGGUGACCGGAAAAAAGGAUAUCGGGAUGAAUUAUCAUAACUAUGAAACAGCCAUCGUCGAGACAUACGGGGUACGCCUGGUGGGGUGGCCCCAUGGUGUUAAUUUUAUUAGCCCCUCGAACAUCGGGACUGUGGGCGACAUUCGCAAGCUGCGAGAUGCACUGAAGGCCCGAACGUGCUACUGGACUGUUCUCUCACCAGCGGAAAUCAAAGCUCACACUGCCGAACUCGAAGCGCGCUGUUCAGCCGGAGAUGUCGUUCGCAAGCCGCGAAAAAAGCGUUCGGAUGCUGGGGUACCUCGGAAACGUAAAGCUGCAACUAGCACAGGUCCUAGUAAGGAGAACCAAAGGACGUUGAAAAGAGCAAAAAGGAAUUCUGCCCAGCUUCCUCGAGGUCCAAAAAGUGCUGAGUUUGUCCAGUCGUCUGAUGAAGAAGGGGGUGACGACAAGUAG
Molecule: messenger RNA, 1461 nt
Organism: Suillus plorans
Lineage: Eukaryota; Fungi; Basidiomycota; Agaricomycetes; Boletales; Suillaceae
Exons: 4
Coding region: 1-1461 (486 amino acids)
Source: RefSeq, a predicted model, not a curated record